Adineta steineri is the source of this 1521-nucleotide messenger RNA. NCBI's taxonomy places the organism in Eukaryota, Metazoa, Rotifera, Eurotatoria, Adinetida, Adinetidae. The record is from the annotation of a GenBank genome assembly.
AUGAUGAACUUCAAUGAUAAUGAUAAUAAUAACAAUAGAUUGAUUAAUCAUUCACAAAGUCCGAUUAUUCAAAACUGUCAAGGAUGGUAUCCAUGUCCUUCCAGUCAAGAUGAAUCCAUACAAGUGCUACAAUAUAAACAAAAGAAGAAAAGUCGUGGAAAUCGAAAACUACAACGUUAUCGUCGAAAACUUCGCAAGCAAGGUAUGGAUACAGAUACCAUUAUUCGCAUAACAGAUGUAAGGGUCGACAUUGACUCAGAACGAAGUAAUGAAAUUAUGACGCAAAGUAUUGAAACAACAAAUUCAGUUGUUAUUGAGACAAUAUGUGAUGAAAUAGCAAUGGUAGAAAAAAACGAAAAACAUGUGAAUAUAAAUAAACAUCAACUAGUUUCACCGAAGCAACCAAAUUUAAAACGUCUUAUACAUACAAAUAAAGUUAAUUCUUUAACAUUUGUUCAACCGUUGAAGAAAACAUCAACAAGUAACAGUAGUCCAGUCGAUUAUACAAAUAUACCAGAUCAAAUCUUUUUUCAGAUGUUGUCAACAGCUUUUAAUGAUGUAGAUAAACUUGGUUAUUUUUUAAAUGAAAAAGAGAAAAUCGAAUUUAUUCGUGAAUAUACUAGUUUGAUUGAUCGAUUAUCUUAUGUAAAAUUACAAGAACAACAAUGGAAUUAUUAUUAUCAUAUUGGUAUGACGCAAAAUAUUUGGUCAAGUCGUAUUUCAAAACCUUUAAGUAAGAAAAAUUCUAUAUGUAACACAUAUGGUAAAUCAAAAACAAUCCUCGAACGAUAUCGUAAGAAUUUUUCAAAAGAAUUAUCACAAGCACAAUAUAGAAUUGAAUUGUUUGAAAAACAAAUACUUUUCAAAUCUGCACAACAUAUCGAUUGUUCAUCUGAAAUAAAAAUAUUAUCUUUGAUCCUUAAUACAUUCGUCUAUGAUAAACAACAGAACUUACGGGAAGAAUUUGAAUAUAAAAGACAAAUGUUAAUUUUGGAUGCAGUUGAUCAUCGUUUAAUGCGAGCAUUUUAUAAUUUGGAACCAAAUAGCUCUCAGAUUAUUUCAGCAAGACUUAUUUGGAGAGCAACAGCAAAACGCGUACUGAUGAAUGAGCAGAUUGCUAUAUUGGAACAUCAUCUUAUAUCAAAACAACCACUAUCAGCAUCUACUCUUAUCGAUCAUACGAUAAAUCGUAUUGAACCAUCUCUUACAAAAUCAAUCAAUGUUAUGGUACAAGAUGAUACAUCAGCCAAUAUCUUAUCAUCUCAAUCUCAAAAAGUGAAUCAACUAAAACAUGAUAUUAUAAAUCAAAGUAUCAUAACUGCUCAUCAAAUGCCAGAGAAUUCUACUCAUAUUAUUCUAGAUAAAACACAUAGAUUAUUAACCAACAAACAUGAUGAUCAACACUCAUAUGAAAUACAAAUCACUGUGAUCAAUGCUAUUGAGAAUCGUCGAUUACAUAUGAUAAAACGUGGCAAUUAUAUGUUAGAAGAGAAGUUAGCAACCUAUUUGAAGAAAAGUUAG